AAAUUCGAUCACACCCUGCUUAUUUAUCGUACUACUAUUCACAUGAGAAUCUUAAUCCAAGAUUACCCCCACCAUUACUGUCACGAGAGGAUUGGCGUGUGGCACAAAGGUUUCAGGCAGGGGGGUCGUGUUUUGAAGGAAGUGGCGAUUGGAGGAGGACGAAUUUGGUCGAUGUUGGUGGAAAUUCAUCAUUAUUCUCAAUGCAGCCUAACUUAUCUGUACGGAAGGCAGAAGAUGAGUUGACGGAAUUGAGGAAAGGUACUCAAAGGAAUCUCUCAGGGCAAUCCUCCACUGAAUGGCUGGACAGAGGCUCUGAUGGUUUGAUUGGGUUGUCAAGCACUGGAUUGGGUGCAAGGAGGAAGAGUUUUGCUGAUGUCCUUCAGGAUGGACUUGAACAACCUGCUUCCUUAUCAGGUCAUCCCUCACGCCCUUCCAGUUGUAAUUCAUUUGGUGAUAUUGUGGAUACCUCAGGCAUCUCUAGUCGCCGUUCAGCAGAAUUAUGUAAUGGAAUGGAAUUCACAGAGGCCUUGCAUCCUGGCGCUACUAACCCAGGUCUGCCUAGAGUUCAGAGCCUCGGUUCAGUAUUUUCUCAUUCUUUCACUUCUGCUAUGGCUGCAUCUCUGUUGAGGAGUAGAACCACCGAACCUCAGCUGAGUGGAAGGUCCCCAAGUCCUGGUCUUCCUCCCAUGGGAAACAGAGUUUUCCCGGUUGAGAAGAAGAAUAUUAUUGGUUCGAAUGCCUUUAAUGGUCUUUCUUCUAGCAUGACCGAGCUUGCUGAUAUUGCAGCUUCUUUAUCUAGCUUUAACUUGUCAAAAAGUGAACUUAGUCAUGAAGAUAGUGUUUUGCAGUCUCAACUCCAAAUGAGAUUUGAUAAACCUAAUCAUCUGCUGGAUAUGUCAAAUGGUCAUAAGCAGAGUCUACAUCAGCCAUUUGUUGAUUCCAAAACUGAAAAGUUGACCAUUCCUACCAGCUAUGUUAACUUAACGGGGAAGAAUGGAAUUGUAACAGACCAAAAUCUUUCUAAGUUAGGUUUUGAUGGACAUGUGAACUUUCCCCAAACAUCUUCUUCUUCUGAUCUUUACUUGAAAAUGAAUCCUUCAGGGUUUACAAGCUUAGAAGGAUCUAACAAUUAUCAAACUGAUAAUUUUUCCAGUAUGGACUUUUCUGGCCACAUACAGAGUGGGUGUUCCAAUAGUAAGAAGCUGAAUACAGCAGUUGGUAUUAGUAAUCAUCUCAGUAAAGGUUCAGGCUUUAUUGGUGAUCGAAAUGGGCAAAAUUUUAGUAGUAGUAAUCAAGCAGGGUCUGAUCUUCAUUCGCUGCAUAUGGAUCCACGUUAUAUUCAGUACUUGCAAAAAACUUCUGAUUAUGCAAUGCAUGCUGUAGCUUCCUCAGGUGAUCAUUCUCAAGGAAGGAAUUAUAUUGGCACUUCCCAUGAUCAUGGAGAUUUGCAAAGGUUUCAGAAAGCUCAUCUUGAGGAACUGCUUGCUCAACAGAAAAAUCAGCAUGAGUCAUCACUUUUUCGUAAAUCUGGUGGUUCGAAUCAUGGGUAUUAUGCAGAUUCUGCUUUUGAUAUUGGCUUGCCAUAUCAAGGAAACCCUAUGGCCAAGUCAGUAUUUCCCUCUUUUGGAUUUGGGGAUCCUAUAUUUCAGAAUGAACAGAUCUCACACUUUCAUUCUAUGUUGAGAAGUUCAAUGGGAGGAUCUAGUGGGUCGUGCCAUACAGAUGUUGGAACUAACAUGGAAGGUGCACUUGCGUCUUCUUUAUUAGAAGAGCUCAAGAACAACAAGACCAGGUCUUUUGAACUCUCAGACAUUGUUGGUAAUGUAGUUGAAUUCAGUACGGAUCAAUAUGGGAGUCGGUUUAUUCAACAAAAGCUAGAAAUUGCUACAGUGGAAGAAAAGACAGAGAUAUUCCCCAAGAUCAUUCCUCAUGCUCGUGAUUUGAUGAUAGAUGUAUUUGGGAAUUAUGUUAUACAGAAAUUUUUUGAGCAUGGCACAGACAGUCAAAGAAAGGAGCUAGCCAGCCAGAUAACUGGUCAUGUUUUUCCUCUGAGUCUUCAAAUGUAUGGUUGCAGAGUAAUUCAGAAGGCCUUAGAAGUAGUUGAUGUGGAACAACAAACCCAGAUUGUAACAGAGCUUGAUGGUUUCAUCAUCAAAUGUGUUCGUGAUCAGAAUGGUAAUCAUGUUAUCCAGAAGUGCAUAGAAUGUGUCCCUCAAGAUCGAAUUCAAUUUAUUAUCUCGGCCUUCUUUGGGCAAGUUGUAGCACUUUCCACACAUCCUUAUGGUUGCCGUGUCAUUCAGAGGGUUCUGGAGCACUGUGAUGAUCCGAAGACACAACAAACUAUCAUGGAUGAAAUUAUGCAUUCUGUGUGUACUCUGGCACAAGACCAAUAUGGGAAUUACGUUAUUCAGCAUGUCCUGCAGCAUGGUAAACCACAAGAACGAUCUGUAAUUAUUAGCAAGCUAGCAGGGCAAAUAGUAAAGAUGAGUCAGCAGAAGUUUGCCUCUAAUGUUGUUGAGAAGUGCUUAACUUUUGGUGGUCCGGGAGAGCGUCAACUUUUGGUGAAUGAAAUGCUUGGUUCCACUGAUGAAAAUGAGCCCUUACAGGCCAUGAUGAAAGAUCCCUUCGGAAACUAUGUUGUGCAGAAGGUUCUUGAGACCUGUGAUGAUCAAAGCCGUGAAUUAAUUCUCUCUCGCAUCAAGGUCCACUUGACUGCACUGAAGAGGUACACUUAUGGUAAACAUAUCGUUUCACGUGUUGAAAAGCUCAUCACAACUGGAGAGAGGCGCAGUGGGUUAGCAUCCUCGUAUUUUUCUUGAGGUAAUCCCAAUUUGGAAAAGAAGACAUCUUUGUUAUUAUUUUCUACGUGGAGCUUCUAAUAAUUGUAAAUAAACACGAAGUUCAAUUCUCCUGUUGGAAUACGAUUUGCUUGUCUAUUUUCUCUAUGUAUGUUCGGCUUGCAAUUUGUAAUUUCACGGUUGAGUCAUAAUAGGAUUAUUCUUUUUUGAUGUACAUUUUUAAGGUUCAGUCUGUAAAUAAAAAAAUAAAACAAGUGUAAAUGGUCAAUUGCAUUGGGUAAGAGAUGCGGUAGAGUUCUUGUUAGGUGGAAGUUCAUGAUGUUCAGAACAUAAUUUAUAUGUAAAUAUACUACAAUUUUCUUCUGAGGCUA
Molecule: messenger RNA, 3169 nt
Organism: Camellia sinensis
Lineage: Eukaryota; Viridiplantae; Streptophyta; Magnoliopsida; Ericales; Theaceae
Source: RefSeq, a predicted model, not a curated record